Messenger RNA from Manis pentadactyla (Chinese pangolin), 2526 nucleotides. It is a transcript of the gene SLC46A3, whose product is annotated as solute carrier family 46 member 3. Gene Ontology annotation, biological process: vacuolar transmembrane transport. NCBI's taxonomy places the organism in Eukaryota, Metazoa, Chordata, Mammalia, Pholidota, Manidae. Gene Ontology annotation, cellular component: lysosomal membrane. The transcript has 6 exons. Bases 447 to 1832 code for a protein of 461 amino acids. The record is from RefSeq and is a predicted model, not a curated record. Gene Ontology annotation, molecular function: transmembrane transporter activity.
GCAGCCCCGACCCGCAGAACGGCUGCCGAGCGCGCAGGAGGCAGCUGCCCUGGGCUCCGGCGCGUCCCCAAGCCCGCCGAGGCCGAGCCUGCCCGCCACCGAGGAGCCGAGCUAGGGCCGCGCAGGGAACCGUCGCCGCUGUCACUGUGGACGCGAAAGUGCGCUUUCCUCGGUUUGCUUUAAAAUAAGAGCUUGAGUUUCCCCGUCAGGUGCAUUUGGUUGAACUCGACAGAAAUUGGCCUCCCCACCGCGGCUCGGCGGCGCUCCCUGUUCCCUGCGCGUCCCAGGCCGUCCGAGCCUCCGGGAGCGCUAGCUGCCCGCGAGGCGCCCCCGGAGCGCAGGGCAUCCCCCAGAGGAGACCCCGGGCUCCGGCCGAAAGGGGUCAGACCUGCGCCUCGCGUGGCGGCAGGACUAACCGUGGGAAUUCGGCUACAGACCCCAGCACUAUGAAGCUGUUAUUUGUAGAACCUGCCAUUUGCCUUAGUGCAUUCGCUCUGACUCUGACCUCACCGCUGACCACACAAUACGUGUACAGAAGAAUAUGGGAAGCGACAAGCAACUACAGUAUGGCAUCUGGUAGCAAUGCUUCCGAGUGUGAAAAAAACAAAAGCAGCCCAAUUUUUUUAUCCCAAGAGGAAGUUCAGAAAAAAGUGUCUCUUUUUAGUAUGCAGAUGGACAUAAGUGGCUUAAUUCCUGGUCUAGUGUCUACGUUCAUACUUCUGUCUUACAGUGAUCGUCAAGGACGAAAAUUCCCUUUGAUUUUGUCUUCUGUUGGUGCUCUUGCAAGCAGUGUUUGGCUCUGUUUGCUGUCCUACUUUAACUUUCCAUUCCAGCUUUUAAUUGCAUCCACCUUCAUUUUUGCACUUUGUGGCAAUUCCACCACAUUUUUGGGAGCCAGUUUUGCCUAUAUUGUUGAUCAGUGUAAAGAACAGAAACAAAGAACAAUUCGAAUAGCCAUAAUUGACUUCCUACUUGGACUUGUGACCGGAUUAACAGGACUGUCUUCUGGCUAUUUUAUUAGAGAAUUAGGUUUUGUGUGGUCUUUUUUAAUUAUUACUAUGGUUCUUACUGUUAAUUUGAUGUAUAUUUUAUUUUUUCUUGAUGAUUCAGUGAAAGAGUCUUCAUCUCAGAAUGUUUCCAUGUCAUGUAGUGAAGGUUUUAAAAACCUAUUUUACCAGACUUACAUGCUUUUUAAAAAUGCUUCUGGUAAUAGACGGUCUUUGCUCUGUUUGUUACUUUUUACAAUGAUCACUUACUUUUUUGUGAUAAUUGGCAUUUCCCCCAUUUUUAUCCUUUAUGAAUUGGAUUCACCCCUCUGCUGGAAUGAAGUUUUUAUAGGUUAUGGAUCAGCUUUGGGUAGUAUCUCUUUUUUGAGUAGUUUCCUAGGAAUAUGGUUUUUUUCUUACUGUAUAGAAGAUAUUCAUAUGGCCUUCAUUGGAAUUUUGACCACCAUGGCAGGGAUGGCUUUGACUGCUUUUGCCAAAACAACACUGAUGAUGUUUUUAGUGAGGCUGCCGUUCCUUUUCACCGUCGUGCCACUCUCAGUUCUACGCUCCAUGAUGUCAAAAGUGGUUGAUUCUACUGAACAAGGUACCCUGUUUGCUUGCAUUGCUUUCUUAGAAACACUUGGUGGAGUCACCGCAGUUUCUACAUUUAAUGGAAUUUAUGCAGCCACUGUUGCCUGGUACCCAGGCUUCACCUUCCUGCUGUCGGCCGGCCUGUUACUAAUUCCAGUGAUCAGUCUAUGUGUCGUCAGAUGCAUAGGAUGGAAAGAGGGGAGCUAUGUACUUCUGAUUCAAGAAGAAUCCAGGGAAGAUACUUCAAACAGAUGACUGUGGUUAAAAAAAAAAAACAAAUCAUAUACUCUGACUUCUAAGGAAUGUGAACAAGCUCCAUAAUCAAUACUUUAUAGAUAAUCAAUGGUCUAUGUCCUUCUUUCUCAACUGACAGUGAGAGAAAUAGCUUCUAGUUCUGGCUUCUUACAGUACUAUGCACUUUGAGCACUUUAUGAAUAUUAUGUGAUGUAUUUCCAGUACCUAGAACAAAUCUCAAAAUACUUCCCACUUGAGGAUGUACAAAAGAAACUGAAACUAAACAGCAUAAAGAAGGAUUAAGAAACUUGAUAUGCUCAAAAGCAAUAAUCUCCCUGACAUACUCCAGUCUUAUGUGGAGACCAACUCUUUACCUCAGUUUCUUCUGCAAAAUGGGUUUCUGAUCUCUCAAGGAUUUUGAAGGUAUAACUUGAAAAUUAUAAAUCAUUCACUUAAGAAAAUGAUGGAAGUUUCAAAUAUUCGUAAUUUUACCUCUACUUUGGUCAUCCUUUGUCCUUCAGAGCCUAUCAGGUUGCUAUUGAUAGUGAAAACUUUCAAUAGAUGCAAAAUCCUUAAAACAGAAGCACUUUGAAGAAUACUUAUCUUCACUUUCCCUAAUGUUUCAUCAGUGAUGGCAUUAUCAUAUUUCUACAUGUAACACAGGGACAACUGUAAAAAGAUUAUAAAUAAAACUAUCUGUAAAGAAAUGUUAAAA